This is a messenger RNA of Sorex fumeus (smoky shrew), 2793 nucleotides long. It is a transcript of the gene SPINK5, whose product is annotated as serine peptidase inhibitor Kazal type 5. The record is from RefSeq and is a predicted model, not a curated record. Bases 1 to 2793 code for a protein of 930 amino acids. Lineage: Eukaryota; Metazoa; Chordata; Mammalia; Eulipotyphla; Soricidae. The transcript is spliced from 31 exons. Gene Ontology annotation, molecular function: protein binding.
AUGAAGAUAAACACAGUUCCAAUUCUUCUGACCCUGGCUCUUUGCCUCACACAAGUCCCAGAUGCUGCCAGUGAGGAUGGAAAUCAGGGUGCUGAGAAAAACUCCUUGGGCAUGAUGCCAAACUCCCAGUGGCAGCAAUCCAACAGAAGGAUAGAAAAAGAGGCAAAAUCUGAGGAAAAGGCCAGACUUUCAGCAAGAGAUACUACCCCAGCCAAGUUGAAUUGUGAUGACUUCAAGAAAGGAGAAAGAGAUGGGGAUUUUAUCUGUACCUUUGAUAACGCAGCUGUUUGUGGCACAAAUGGGAAAACGUACAGCAAUAGAUGUGCACUCUGUGCCGAGAAUGUUAAAACUAGGUCUCAAGUUGACAUAAAAAGCGAAGGGGAAUGUGAGAGCCGUGACCCAGAACAGGAUUUGUGUAGUGCUUUUCGACCAUAUGUAAAGGAUGGAAGACUGGGGUGCACAAGGGAAAAUGAUCCAGUUCUUGGUCCUGAUGGAAGGACCCACGGCAACAAGUGUGCAAUGUGUGCUGAGUUAUUCUUAAAAGAAGCUGAGGAAAAUGCCAAGAAAGAAAAUGAAACUAGAAAUCGGAGAAGUGCUGAGAAGGCUCUUUGCAAAGACUAUGAAAGCCAGGUGAGGAAUGGAAGACUUUAUUGUACGCGGGAGAGUGACCCAGUCCGCGGUCCUGAUGGCAGAAUGCAUGGCAACAGAUGUGCCCUGUGUGCUGAAGUCUUCAAAAGGCGUUUUUUGCGAGAAAAAAAUGAAGCAAAUGAAAACCCCAGGGAGCCUGAAGAAAAAGCUAAAGUUAGAAGAGAAAUUAAGAAACUCUGCAGUGAAUAUGAGAAUCACGCAAAGAAUGGAAUGCUUUAUUGUACCAGAGAAAAUGACCCAGUUCGUGGCCCAGAUGGGAAAAUGCAUGGCAACUUGUGUUCGAUGUGUCAAGCCUUCUACCUAGCAGAAGCUGAAGAAAGAAAAAUGACUGAAGCAAGAUCGAGAAGUAAAAGAGAAUCUGGAAAAGAAUCUUCACUGCCUAAAAAUCAUAACUCUUCCUUCUUAGGUGGCAUUGAGAACAAAGGCUCGGGAACUUGUCGACAAGAUAAAAGAACAAGAUCAAAGGCUAAAAGAGAAGCAGCAGAGGAACUUUGCAGUGAAUUUCGCAGCCAAGUGAGGAAUGGAAUGCUUAUAUGCACCAGGGAGAAUGACCCUGUCCGUGGCCCAGAUGGCAAAAUGCAUGGAAAUAAGUGUGCCAUGUGUGCAAGUGUGUUCAAACUUGAAGAAGAAAAGAAAAAUAAUGGCAAGGAAGAAAAGGAGAAAGUUGAGACUGAUAAAGUUAAGAGAGAAGCAGUAGAGGAGCUGUGCAAUGAAUACCGCAAUUAUGUCAGGAACGGUCGACUUGCCUGCACCAGAGAGAAUGACCCCAUUGAAGGUCCAGAUGGGAAAAUCCAUGGCAAUACUUGCUCCAUGUGUGAGGCCUUCUUCCAGCAAGAAGCAAAGGAAAAAGAAGCUGAAUCCAGAGCAAAAACUAAGAGAGAAACUGAAAAGGAUACAUGCAGUGAGUUUCGGGGCCUUUUGCAAAAUGGAAAUCUUUACUGCACACGAGAAAAUGAUCCUGUGCGUGGCCCUGAUGGCAAGACCCACGGCAACAAAUGUGCCAUGUGCAAAGCAGUCUUCCAGAAAGAAGAUGAAGACAGAAAGAGAAAAGAAGAGGAAGAUCAGCGAACUGCUGCCGGCCAUGGUUCCAAUGGCGGUGGAGGGAAGGUGCAGGACCAGUGUGCUGAGUAUCGUGAAAGCAUGAAAGAUGGGAAGCUUAGCUGUACUCGGGAGAGUGACCCUGUACGUGAUGCUAAUGGCAAAUCAUAUAACAAUAAGUGUGCCAUGUGCAAAGAACUCCUACAAAGAGAAGCAAAUGAAAAGGAUAAACAUUCUAGUAACAGAUCAAAUGGGACUGACUCAUCGUCAGGAAAGGAUGAAUGUGAUGAAUUUAGGAGUCAAAUGAAAAAUGGACAACUUAUCUGUACCCGAGAAAGUGACCCUGUCCGCGGUCCGAAUGGCAAGACACAUGGCAAUAAAUGUGCCAUGUGUAAGGAAAAACUGGAAAGAGAAGCAGCUGAGAAAAAAAAGAAAGAGGAUGACACGAGAAACAGAGGAAACAAUGAUCAGUGUCAUGAAUUCCGGAGCCAAGUGAGGGAUGGAAGACUUAUCUGCACCAGAGAAAAUGACCCUGUUCGAGGUCCAUAUGGAAAGAUGCAUGUUAACAAAUGUGCCAUGUGUCAGAGCAUUUUUGAGCGAGAAGCCAGUGAAAGAAAACAGAAUGAUGAAGAAAAACAAAGAGCCAAACCAACAAAUGAUGCAAAGGAUGAAUGCAGUAACUUUCAGGCGUACUUGAGGAAUGAUCAACUCUUGUGCACUAGAGAAAAUGACCCUCUGGAAAUUAUAGGAGCUAGUCUUUGUGAAGAUAACUUGGAAUUACUUUUUGUCUCCUUCACUAGCCAAAAGGCCAGAGAAAAGGCAGCCUAUGUUAGAUCUUCUGAAGAGAAAGGCAGCACAGAGCACCCCAGAUCUUCUCUGGAUUCUGAGAUGUGCAAACAGUACCGAGUAGUGCCUAGGAUGGGUUACCUUUGCCCAAAGAAUUUGCAACCUGUCUGUGGUGAUGAUGGUCAGACAUACAACAAUCCCUGCAUGCUCUGUCAUGAAAACCUGAAAAAUGAUGUGAAAAUUGUUGCUGUCACAAUGAUCAAUGAAUUUCUGGAAGAUAUAGAAAUUCACAUGGGCUUUCAGGACCCAUCAAUUGUGUAA